UCAUCGACAGCUGCUUACUAAACUUCAUUCAUUCAUCAGUGACUUGACAUUUGUUUAUCAAUCAAUAGGUACGCAAUAAGUUACAAGUGAAAAUUGUUGGGUAGUUGUUUAUUCUUUUACGUGUUUAAAUCGAGUCAGACAAAACGGAUUAAAUUUAGGUGAUCUUUGUGCCGCAAAAGGCAACCAUGGCGAACGCGUUAGGUGUUUGUCUUCUCUCCAUCGCUCUCUUUUGUUGUACAAAUUUGUCGUUAGCUCGACAAGUACCAAAAGAAUGCUCAAAAGGACCUGUUUAUUGGUGCCAGAAUCUCAAACAGGGGGCCGACUGCGGGGCCGUGGGCCAUUGCAUCGGGACCGUCUGGGAGUCGCAGAACUAUGACGUCACCAGCAACGAGGUGUCCGACAAGUUUGUCAGGCUGUUCCGACAGCUGAAGGACGUGAAGGACCUUAUUAAUGAGGAAUACUUGAGCGGUCGCGUCGCGUCAGCGUGCCACGAUGUGCCCUACAAGGCCAUGGCUAGCGCCUGCAAGGAGAACACGGCUGGACUCCACAAGUACUUAUACCAUGUACUGCUGUCAGGCACCUCUCCUGAGGGCAUGUGCCAGAUCAUCGGCAUGUGUAACAACGAGAAACUGGACCACCUCAUCAAUAACAACAAAAAGAAGGCAGAACCUAAGAAACAGGCCAAUCAGAAAAUUCCCUUGGUCGGCGCUUCCCGCUGCACAUGGGGACCCUCUUACUGGUGCAACAACUUUAGUACGGGUCACGAAUGCCACGCCACAAAGCACUGCGUGGAGCGCGUGUGGCCCAAGAUUCAAUUCCCGGAGGACAACGACAGCGUCUGCAAAAUCUGUACCGACAUGGUGAAGCAGGCCCGCGACCAGCUCGAAAGCAACCAGACUCAGAACGACCUGAAGGAUGUAUUCGAAGGCUCCUGCAAGCUGAUGCCGAUCAAGAUCGUAGCCAAGGAAUGCAUGAAGCUGGCCGACGACUUUGUGCCCGAACUGGUGGAGACCCUCGCUUCGGAAAUGAACCCUCAAGCUGUCUGCUCGGUUGCUGGACUGUGCAACAGCGCUAGGAUUGACAAGCUGUUGGAGGAGCAAGCAAAAGAAGUAGCACCAAAGAAGCAAACCAAACUGCUUGGAGGCAUCAAAUGCACACAGGGCCCAGCGUAUUGGUGCAGCAAUUUCGCAACGGGUCGCGAAUGCAGCGCUACCAAGUUCUGCGCGGGCACCGUGUGGUCCACCACCAAGUAUCCUCAAGACAACGACAACAUCUGCAAGAUUUGUACCGACAUGGUGACGCAAGCACGCGACCAGCUCGAAAGCAACGAGACUCAGGAGGAACUCAAGGAGGUCUUCGAAGGCUCCUGCAAGCUGAUCCCCAUCAAGAUCGUGGCCAAGGAAUGCAUGAAGAUGGCAGAUGACUUUGUGCCUGAACUAGUGGAGACCCUCGCUUCGCAGAUGAACCCGCAAGCCGUGUGCUCGGUCGCUGGGCUAUGUAACAGCGCUAGGAUCGAUCAACUCCUGGAAGCUUAUAACACUCAGCUGACCAAAGUCGUAAACUGCAACAACUGCCGGCAGACGGUCGCUGUAGCGAGGAGACGGUUCGAAGCGACCUCCUACGAAGAUUUCCUCCUUAGCUUGCUUCAGGUGUGCCGCAACAUGGAUUCUCUCUCGGACUCGUGUUCCAUGCUGAUAUUCCAAUACUACGAGAACAUUCUAGAAGCCGUGAAGAAGGACUUGACCCCUGAGAGCGUGUGCCAUGUCAGCGGACAGUGCACUUACAGGUUCCACACACACGACCAGUUCACCUUCCCGGAGUUCGAGCCUCAGCCUACUGAUGAUGUCCCCUGCGAGUUCUGCGAGCAACUUGUGAAGCACAUGCGCGACACACUGGUUGCCAACACCACUGAACUUGAAUUCUACAAGGUGCUUAAAGGUCUCUGCAAACAAACCGGCAACUUCAAGACGGAAUGCCUUCACCUCGCCGAGCAAUACUACCCGAUUGUCUACCACUACCUGGUCUCCGACCUUCAGCCCAACAAGGUCUGCCAACUCAUGGGCAUGUGCGGCAAGAAACUUGACACGCCAAUCGCGCCCUUGUUGCCUAAGGAACUGGUCAUCAAAUCGGUUGCGACGUCGCCCAAACUCAUCGGUACUGACGAAGCUAACAGCUACAAGGUGAACACCAAGCAAGAGAACGUCCGCAUAAUGGACACGGAAGACCUGCCGCCGCUGACACUGGACCGCAUGUUCGUGAGGAUGCCUCAGAGCAAGGCCGGCUGCUCCUUCUGCCAGUACUUCCUGCACUAUCUGCAGGUGGAGCUCAGCGACUCUAGGACUGAGGAUGAGAUCAAGGAAGCAGUGAACAAGGCGUGCGACCGCUUGCCAAAGUCCAUCGAUGGGGAAUGCCGCACCUUCGUCACCAACUACGGACCCGCCGUCAUCGCUCUGCUGGUGCAAGAGAUUGACCCGGCCAGUGUAUGCCCAGCGCUGGGCCUGUGCGAACAGACUCAAGAAGUGAGGAAAGUGUCCAUCAACUUUGAGAAGUCCAACUGCCCGCUGUGCCUGUUCGCUGUCGAACAACUCGAGACCAUGCUGAAGAACAAUCGCACUGAGGAGAACAUCCGCCACGCUCUAGACAACCUUUGCGACCACCUGUCGACCAAACUUCAGACUGAGUGCGUGGACUUCGUGGAUGCCUACACCAACCAACUGGUGGAAAUGCUGGUCGCUAAUAUGGACGCUCAAGAAGUCUGCGUCUACCUUAAGCUGUGCACGGACACGUCGAUUAAAACCGAUCCACUAAAGAUCACCCACUCGAGCAUCGACAAAUUCCACGACAUUCCGCAACUGAAUGCCGACAGGAACAACAGGAAGAAGUCUAUGCUACCCGCACACAUGCUCGUGAAUGGCGAUAUCGAAACGAACGAAAUUCCCGACGACACCGUGAACGGUCGGCCCAUCAACAAGGUGUCGCAGAAGACCGUGUGUGUCGUCUGCGAGUUCGUCAUGAAGGAAAUCGACGAGCAAAUCAAGGAUAAACACAACGAGGAUGAAAUCAAGAAGAUAGUCCACGGCGUGUGCCGCCACAUGCCCAAGUCGGUCCGCGCCGAGUGCGACCAGUUCGUGGAGAAAUACGCCGACCUCGUCAUCAGCCUGCUGGCCCAGGAGCUCGAACCCGACCAGGUGUGCCAGCAGCUCAAGCUCUGCGACCCGCAGAUCAUAGCACUGGAUGGAAUCAGAGCAGAAGAGAUCCUGGACUGCGCCGUAUGCGAGACGGUGGUGUUGGCCGUCAAGAAAGUGCUCAACAACGAUAAAGUGGACCGCAACAUCGUGCACAUCGUCGAGAAGUCCUGCGCCCUGCUGCCCGCCAAGUACUACGACAGGUGCCACACCAUGAUGGAGAUAUACGGAGACAGCGUGAUCCACCUGAUUGAAACCAUGGGCGUCAAGGGUGUGUGCCAAAAGAUCGGGCUCUGCAGCGCUUCGGAGGCCUUCGUCGUCGAUAUGCAUAAGGGCAACCAUUGAUGGGAUAAGCAGGUCGAACAAUCUUCGUAAGAUUGUAGCCGCAUUAGUAAUCUCCAUUUUAAUAUUAUUAUGUAAGUCAUGAUUUUUUUACCAAAACCAUGUAGAAUUAAGUUUGGUUUGUUUCAAGAGAAGUAUUGUGACUUUUUCUUUCAUGUACUUUCUUUUUCGUAUUUUCCUUAUUUUACGCUAAGUAUUUUUUUAUUAAUCGUGGAUUUAUUGGAGACUAAAAUUCAAUUAGCCCCUAUUUUUGUAAAAUGUGUGUAAAUUUUGUAAUCCAAAAGUGUACUUAUGUUUUAUGCGUACAAUAAUAGCUUCAUCAAGUUAAAAUAAUAUCAUCUUAACGUAAAGUUGGCUCAUAAUACAUUAUAAUGUCAUAUCGUAAUAAUGUGAAUAACCACAGAUUAUAGCUAAUAAUAUU
Molecule: messenger RNA, 3948 nt
Organism: Ostrinia furnacalis (Asian corn borer)
Lineage: Eukaryota; Metazoa; Arthropoda; Insecta; Lepidoptera; Crambidae
Gene: Sap-r
Product: prosaposin
Exons: 25
Coding region: 186-3530 (1114 amino acids)
Biological process (GO): sphingolipid metabolic process
Cellular component (GO): lysosome
Source: RefSeq, a predicted model, not a curated record